Molecule: messenger RNA, 2758 nt
Organism: Trametes versicolor FP-101664 SS1
Lineage: Eukaryota; Fungi; Basidiomycota; Agaricomycetes; Polyporales; Polyporaceae
Product: acid protease
Exons: 5
Coding region: 92-2422 (776 amino acids)
Biological process (GO): proteolysis
Molecular function (GO): aspartic-type endopeptidase activity
Source: RefSeq, a predicted model, not a curated record
GAUCCUCCAUCUGCCCCUUGCUCACCCUCCUUCAGCUCUCCCAUCUCCCUCGCUCCCCCGGCACCACUGACGACCGACCGGCACCCCUGGCAUGCACCUUCUCGCGGCCAACACGCCUGACGCGCGUGUUUGGAAAGGAAAGGAACGGGCUGUGGCGGGCGGAUCUCGUCUGGAUGCGCGGGAUGAGGGCACAGGCGGGACAGACGGGAUCGUCAUUCCCCUCCAGCUUCUUUCAGAGUCCGCAUACCAGUCAGUUUACGUCGCGCCCGUACUCGUCGGCCCUAAUCACAACCAGUAUCUUCUCCAAGUCGACACUGGUUCUUCCGAUCUCUGGCUCGCAUCGACAUCUUGUUCAACGUCCGCGUGCAACGGCGUCGGCGGCGGCAAGUACGACUCGUCGCAGUCAUUACCCACCGGUCAGACCGCCACUGUAAACUACGCGGAGGGAGAGGCGACCGGCCCCGUCGUCUGGGAUGCCGUCCAAUUCGGCGGCUACAGCAUCGACCAUCAAGCAUUGAUUGCCGCGUCUACUGUAAACGCGGAACCCCUGUCAUCCAGCUUCGUCGGAGUGCUGGGCCUCGCGCUACCACUCAACUCAGUCAUCGCCCAGAAGAUACCCCCGACCACGUCUGAUGCUCCCGACGGCGCGGCCAUCACCUCCAACAUAUUCGGAAUAACCCCCACGGGCACCGCUCCUUCUGCACGUUUCCUCUCCGUCGCCCUCGAGCGACCCGGCUCCGACAGGGUGUCGUCGACGCUUGGAAUCGGUCGACACCCGGCGGGCCUUGUCCCCGACCCCUCAAAAGUGCAGUACUCGUCGGUCGUCGCGGAAUCAGCUGGUUCGUUGUGGUGGCAGGCGAAUGUCCGCCAGAUCACCGUGUACGUCAACGGCCAGGCGAAGGUCGUCUCGCUCCCGCAGUCCGGGACCGGCACACGAGGCCAGCCAUCCGCGAUCCUCGACACCGGCGUACCGCUCAUCGUCGCGUCGCCCGCCCUCGCCUACGGUAUUUACGGCGCGAUGGGCUAUUCUCCCGCAGCCGACGGCACUGUCUACAUUCCGUGUAACCAGCCGCUCAACAUGUCCAUCACGCUCGACGACCGCUCCGAGAUCCCCAUCCACCCUCUCGACCUCACCUUCUACCCGUCCGACGACCCCUCCGCCGAGAACUGCAUCGGCGCGAUUCAGACGCCCGCGCAGAUCGGCGCCACAUUCACGCAGGCCGAUAUGGUCCUCGGCGUCCCCUUCCUCCGCAACACCUACACCGUCCUCGGCUACGACACGCCCAACUCUGCUGGGGUCUUCCCAAACAACACCGGGGCCUCGUCGCGCGUCCAGCCCCGGCUCGGGCUUAUGCCGCUCACGGACCCCGCGACCGCCGCCGCCGAGUUCCACCAGGUGCGUGUCCUCCGUCAACCGAUCACGUCGGGCAGUGGGUCGGGCACGACGAGUGCAGGCUCGGUGCAGAGCUCACCCAAAAAGGGCUUGUCGGUGGGCAUCGAGGUGCUCAUCGGCCUCGUCGGGUUCUUUGGCCUCUGCUUCGUGCUGUUCGGCGCGCGGCUCGUGUACAUGAAGCGCAAGUGGCUCACGGAGAAGCGCGCGGGCGCCGGGCCUCGGGACGGCAGCAUCGGCGCGGACUCGAAGGAGGGCUCGUACGUCCUUAACGAGCUCGGGUACCGCCCCGCGUCGCGCAAGAGCCACUCGAGCGCGCCUUCCGAGGACGAGCUCCGCAUGAAGCGGUACGAGGAGUACAAGCGGCGGCGCGACAUGGAGUCGUCGUACACGGACAGCACGACGACGCGCGUCGGAGACGACGACAACGCGCCGGACGAAUUCGGCGCUCUCAACGCGAAGGGGCCCGGGCGCGAGUCUCCGCGCGAGGACACCUUCCGCGAUCCGUGGGGCGAGACGACGCUCACGGACGGCCGUCCGCUGCUCCCCUUCGGCUCCGAGACGCUUGCGUUGCCUCCACCCACCGCGCGUCGCGCAUCGUACACCCCCGCUUCGCCACCGCCCGCCGCGCGCAGAACGUCGUACGGCCCCGCGUCGCCACUCGCGCACCACCGGACGCCGAGCGGCGGACCCGGCUCCGCGACACCUCUGCUCUCGCACACGCGCUCGUACUCGAACCCGCAGGACUCGGAUAUUGCCGAGUUCGGGUUCCCGUUCGACCGCAACGAGGUCGAGCGACCAGUGAGCAUGGCGGGCGUCGGGACGCAAGGGCGCAGUCGACGACUCGGGAGCGCGGGAAGCAGCGCGGGGCUGGGGCUGCCGUCCCCGCUGCUGUCGCCUUCUGACCGCGCGCUGCCGCCGUCGCCACUUGCGUCACCAGCGCUGCUGUCCCCGCGCGCGCUCGAGCCGGUGUUCUCGACGUCGACGUCGCGGAACGAGUCGCGCGUGUCCCUCACCGGGCACGAGCCGUAGUCCUACACGCCGGCGCGCCUCCUCUUCUGUACAUCCUAUUGUCUGCUCUUCAUGUCGUUUCUCCCGCCGCUCGUUAACUAGGGUUCACCGUCGGACUUCUCGUAGGGGCUCAGCUCGCGUACUAACUGCACCGCAUUGUAUUUCUACCGCACGGACUCUCCCUCCCGCCACGCUCGCUUGCUCUCGCGUCGAAUGCUCCGAUCUCCUGCGCCCGUUGCAUGCCUAUCCCGUUUCACGUAGUAUUAGUAGUCGCCUACCUUAGUGUACUUUUUCCUUGCUUAUUCUGCGCGCGCGCGCUGCCGUGGCCUUGCUCGUCUUCUGCACCGGACUUUGUGA